AAUUGAUAUAAAACAUGGUGUCAGGCCCAGUAGGAAAAGAUGUACCAAAUGUCAUGAGUGCUAUCCAUGGUGAUCAUACUGCAUGCCCUGGAGCACACACAGGGACUUCCUCAGGAACACACCAGAGUUAUCUCAGUUCUUGCCAGCGGGUAACUAGGUAGCUCCAUAUCUAGUUACCAGACUAACUCAUCAUCGUUAUCAGCAUUAUCAUUCAUGCAUAUUAAACCUGUGAUGUUUCUACAGACUGCUUAGUCUUUAAAACUCCUGCUUGCAAAACCAUGGCAGUGUAAUAAAGAGACAGAUUAUUGCUGAGUUCAGAGGGGUGGCAAACUUCAAAUAUACAGGUUUCAAAUUGAUUAACAAAUGCCAAAUAAAUGAAUCAGUCUACAAGUUGACAGGAGGAACGGCAACACAAUUGACAGAACUCAUCUACAGUUCGUAACUGGAAAAAUAUACCUUAUUUACGGAACACAAAGUACCCUGUAAACUAUUAAAAAAAAGCGAGUCAAGUAAUUCAAUCACUAUCACAUCACAGCUAUAGAGGUGGGACAUAACAGGUUUAUUGCCAAUUAUCAGCUACAAAGGAGGUCUGACAUUGAACACUUUGAUAUGUGAGUCUUCAAAGCUUUGCCAGGGCCAAAUCAUCUGUGCAGGUGCAUCGAUUUUAAACUGUAAAAUGACCCAUCAGUCAAGGAAAACAGACGGGGAAACCAAACAUUCUCUGUAUCAGAUACAAACUGCAUUACCAAAAGAGCACAAACUUUCUUGGCCUUCCUUAUGUUAAAUCGGUGCAUUUAUUUGCAAACUGAAGAAACUUAUCAUGACCAGUUUUUAAUCCAUAAAUGCGUUGCCCCAGAUUUUGGCUAAUGCGAUACAAGACAGUGUAAAUAUAUUUUGCAUACAUUUUAAUUGGAUAUUUGACAUGUGUGGGGGUUUAUGAAGUGAAUUAUAAACCAAAAAUGCAGCUGCCAAACUAAUCUUUGUCUCUCAACAAUUUCAUAUCAACCCCCUGUAGAUAGCAAUUUGUGCAAUGGGGCUGGAAAUAAAACAUUGAUUAUUACCCAAUUCAAACAACGUUUAAUUUGACUUUUGCAGCGCCCCCAUCAGGUGAAAUAGGCUUCAGGAUUGUAUGUCAUUUUUUAAAUGGUAAAAUUGAUUACAAUAUCUAGUGCGAACAAAUCAAUAACAUCUCAUCAGACAGUCAUCAUUUUUUGUACUUGUGCUAUUAGUACAGCACAUUUAGCAUCUUCCUGGCUGGAUCACUUCUGCUCCCCUCCUCUCUCAGGCAGGAGAGCCGCUGUAGGACUCCUACACAGGGCUCACUCCUCUAGCAUCCGCCUCUGAUCCCACCAUAUCCAUGACGAUUCGUGUCCGAGUUUACACAGUGGCGCACGUCCUGCUUACCAGUGCGUGGAGCCACAAGCGUGCAUGGCUGCGAGAGAUGUGCUGAGUGUAGGCUUCAGUGCAUACUGCCCUGCUCCAUGCAUCCCGCUUCCAGCCCCGAGGCACAGCACGGGCACCGCGCGCCUCUCAGUGUAUUAUGCCACGCUUCUCGUUUUCGUCAGAGGCCCGAAUGCGUUGGAGAUCGACGCCUAAGCAACUGUCGGUGCAGGGAUGCAUUUAUAGCACGGAAACCCCCUUUUGUGUGGAGAGAAGCGAUAGUGAGAGAGGGGAGUACAUUCAACACAGUGGACAGUCAGAGAGAGAGAGGGAGGGGACUGAAUUCACCAGUUUCAGCACCAUGGACAGAGUCACCAACUCUUUUCUCUUUGGAAGGAAUGAGCAAACGGUGAAUCUGUUCUGUUCCCUCAGCUGUCCCCUGGGACCCGCCAGGCAGUACUCACCAAAAGAACAAGAUCUCUCUUUUUCGGUAUCUGCCUCACGUGCAAGUCCACACCCAUGCACGGAGGCACUUAUGUCACUGAUCAAUAUCACUAUUUUACAAUAAACACAUAAUAAAUUAAGAUACAACACAACGUAAGGCCCAGAAAUAGACAAUACGAGCUGUAUUGGUCCCAUUAUUGUUUAAUAUGCGUUGAACUUUAUGAAAGUUUGAGUUGGUCAACUUAAAAACCUACUGAUUCAUAAAGCUGAGAGCUCUCUCUGGCUUUAGCUCUGCUUAGAUCCACUAGGAGCUGUCCAGUCCAGACUUCCUCUGGGAGCCCCCGAACAGCUCUGCUGGAGCAGCGGGGUUAAGUGCCUCGCUCAGGGACAGUUAGAUGAGUUGGCUGACGGGUGUCUAAAGAGCGAACGGAGGGAGACAACCACACCUACAUUUUCCACCUCGCCCCCGUGGAAUUGAACCGCCAACUUUCCCGUCAGAGUCACCGCUUCUAAAACAGCCACACUGGGUGUAAAGAAACCAGGGAGACCCCCGUGUGAGCCCUUGACUAACUUGCAGUCUUGGUUCUCCUUUAAAUUUUCUCCGUGGCUGGGUACUACAUUUGCCACUACCAUCAGCAACAGCGCUGCUUCUUGAUGUUGUGGUCGGGAAUACGCAUGCGCCCGGCAUUGGAAUUACUGCACUGGGAAGAAUAAGUUGGACCUCGUCUGUCUUCACCAAAAGAAAAAAAACACAUAACAUAAGUAUGGCAGUGUUCAGAAUAAGAAGAAUGAUGUGUUUUUGCGUCUGGUUGUUUCCCCUCGUAGUGGCCGUGGUGUGCGCCCAAAGUGCCGGUGUCAAUGACCCUAGCAAUAUGUCUUUGGUUAAAGAAACCGUGGAUAGACUCUUGAAAGGUUAUGAUAUACGAUUGAGGCCAGAUUUCGGAGGUCCUCCGGUUGGAGUGGGGAUGAAUAUAGACAUAGCCAGCAUAGACAUGGUAUCAGAAGUCAAUAUGGACUACACAUUGACAAUGUACUUCCAGCAGGCCUGGCGAGACAAGAGGUUGUCCUACUCUGAGAUCCCCCUCAACCUGACCUUAGAUAACAGGGUGGCUGACCAGCUCUGGGUCCCUGACACCUACUUCCUCAACGACAAGAAAUCGUUUGUCCACGGUGUCACAGUGAAAAAUAGAAUGAUCAGACUGCACCCGGACGGUACUGUUCUGUACGGUCUAAGGAUCACUACCACUGCUGCUUGUAUGAUGGACCUGAGAAGAUAUCCGCUGGAUGAGCAAAAUUGCACACUCGAGAUAGAGAGUUAUGGUUACACUACAGAUGACAUUGAGUUCUACUGGCGAGGCGGAGACAAUGCCGUGACGGGGGUGGACAAGAUUGAACUGCCGCAGUUCUCCAUUGUGGAUCAUAAACUCAUCUCCAAGAAUGUCGUCUUCUCCACAGGUGCUUACCCUCGUCUGUCCCUGAGUUUUAAGCUGAAGAGAAACAUUGGGUACUUCAUCUUGCAGACAUACAUGCCUUCUAUACUUAUCACCAUCCUCUCCUGGGUCUCCUUCUGGAUCAACUAUGACGCCUCUGCUGCCAGAGUGGCUCUAGGUAUUACCACGGUGCUCACCAUGACUACCAUUAACACCCACCUGAGAGAAACCCUCCCCAAAAUCCCCUAUGUCAAGGCCAUAGACAUGUACCUCAUGGGCUGCUUUGUCUUUGUCUUCCUGGCUCUGCUGGAGUAUGCACUGGUAAACUACAUCUUCUUCGGACGGGGUCCUCAGCGUCAGAAAAAGGCAGCUGAAAAGACAGCUACAGCCAACAACGAAAAGAUGAGGAUGGACCAACACAAGUGGCUGGUGGGGAAUGUAGUUGGCAGAGAUGAUACUCUGUAUGCAAGAAUGAAACAAAGGGAUCUUGAUGGUCAUGACUCGAUGUGGGAACCAAUCUUUGUGGAUGACGCAGCAAUCGGACUUGGCGAUCAAAAGAAUAAGAUGGACCCACAUGAAAACAUUCUUUUAGGCACCCUGGACAUCAAGAAUGACAUGGGCGUGUCAGAGCUGGCUCUGGGUCUCAAUGACCCACGAAAUACAAUGCUGACAUAUGACAGCUCAACGCUACAAUACCGCAAAGCAGGACUGGCCAGGCACAACUUUGGAAGAAACACGCUGGAGUGCCACAUGACUCAAAAGAAGAGCCGACUACGGAGGCGCGCUUCACAGCUAAAGAUCAACAUCCCAGACUUGACUGAUGUAAACUCUAUUGACAAAUGGUCGAGGAUAAUCUUCCCAACUGUCUUUUCCUUCUUCAACAUUGUUUACUGGCUUUACUAUGUCAAUUAAAAGAAAAAAAGGACAUCGGUGAGGGCAAGAACAAACAGCAAAAUAUGUUGCUCAUUUCUUGUUUGUAUCUGGUUUGUUUCAUUUUUUAUGUAAUCUCGUAAUACUGGACUGAAUUAUUAUAUUCAGGACAAGAUCCAUCAUAUCUUGGAAUACCACAUUUGCUGGCUAACACGUGAAAACCUUAUAAAAGAGAGAUUACAAACAUAUAAGGUGCCUGUUCCUGAGUAGUUGUUUAAAAUUUUAAAUAUUUUGUGAAUUGUGAAACAUUUUUUUAAAUGUUUGUUUGAAUAUUUUUUAUGUUUUUAUCAUGUUAGAUUUACAGCAUACACAAUUCAUUGCCAAAAUAUCAUAUCAGUUAGAUACAAACUGACAAGCUGACAUAUAUAAAUGGCCGAUACUUUCACUGACACUACUUAAAAAGUGCUGAAGCAAGUUUCAGGUCAACAGGGUUUUUUAAGAUAAGUUAUGUCAUAAAUGUAUUGUUACUGGAAUUAAUUUCCUAUUAAUAUUAUAGAGGCCUAAAGUUAACAAUGUGUAAUAUUAUGUAAUGGGAAAGACAUUUCAGAUCAACCCUUUUCUACUUUAAUAUAUUGGGAGAACUAUUUGAUUUAUUUCUGAGCAUUUUCUGAGUUCAUAAACCAUUUUUAUGGUGGCAUUAACUAUUAAGAACUAAGAUCAUUCCAAAACCUCCGGGUUUUAACUCAGAUUGCACUUAAUAAGCUUGUUGAAGGGGAAAAUACAUACUGGCAUAAUGUAUAGAGGCUUAAGGCUAAUACAGCCAAUUUGGAUUGUCAGUAUUAUGUUCUGUUAAUGGUGUCUGUUCAAAGAGAGUAAAGAACAAAAAGAGUAAGACAGAAAUAUGUAAGAAAGAAAAUCUCAAAUAUCUGUAUUCAGCCAAAUUGGCUUUACUUAUAUCUUAUCAUAAUUAUUAAUAUUGGAUUUAAUCCCAAAGCACAAAUACAUGGUAUGGGGACUGUAUCUGAGUAGUUUAGUCUUUGAGCAAAUAUCACCUAGCAUUUAUUAUAGGGAUAAUAUGAACUACAAAAUUCCCUUGCAGCUCUCUAAUCUCACUUUCUUGAUAUAUAUUCUACAUAUUUACAGUACCUUUAAAAAUGUCCACAACUGCUGACAAGGCACUUAAUGGACACAAUAAAUUAUUUUAAUGACUCCAUUGAUCCAUCGAAAGGCCAGAAUGAAUUAAAAGCACAAAAAUCAUCAAAUGUCAGCUUUUGAAACCAUUAUUAUAUCAUCUUUUUAUGCAGAUGAUUUAUUUAUUUUUGUUACCAAUGAGUCGUCCUAUUGUAACUGCCUCCCAAACCAGAUUAGGAUAUCAUAUUAUAGGUUCAAAACCUCUUACUCCUGUAUUGUUUCCUGAUUGAAAAAUAGGUUGAUGAUCAUAAAGAACAUAGACGCAAUUCCAAAAUGAAUUUAUUACAGAUACUAAUGAUGCUGUGCUUUUGACUGUAUGUACACAAGCUAGAUUUUAUAAAGGUUUUGCACACAAGUUCUUAAAAGCCAUAGAGGCUGUACCAUAGUUCUUCUAAUACCUGGUGCUUAUAGGGGCUGUAUAUAGAGGAACUUUAUUAAUAUGACUAUGAUCACAUUUUAUGUUUCGGUUACAGCGAGGUUAAAAUUUAAGAAUACAACUAGGGCUGCAAUACACAAGUGUGUCAUGUCCCCCUCCCCAUAGAUUUGCAACACUGUCAGUUUGAAUGAACUCUAUUGUUAUGGCCUGUGCACACACAAAGUAUGAAAUCAUUCAAAGAGUGAAAUGCAAACAUAGAAAGGAAGAGAAGGUAAUUAAAAUCACACUUAAAUGAGAACUAGUAACUGGAGCCUUUGUCUCCUUUGUCUCACAUGCUUAUUUUGAGUUCACCUAAAACAGCAAAUAUAAUUUAUGAUUUUAAAGGGAUGAUUUCUCCUGGUACACCAUUCAUUUUGUUUGUGGAGGUGUGAGUGAGCAUUCGUAUUCUAAUUGUUUACUUAAAAUGUAGCCAUAUACAGUUAUGUCUCACUGCAUGCUCUGUACAGUAGUAAUUCCUUGAUAUUCUGUUUCUGUCACUUUCUCCUUUCUCUCUGAAUUGUUUCAUUUCAUUUGUGCUUUUUGUGUUUAAUUCACCUUACAAAUGAGCAUACAUACAGUACGUCUGUAAUUAAUUUAUAAAGAGUAUGUCUGAUUGAUAUUGCCAGUAUUUAUGAUGAUGUUAAAAAUAUUUACAUUUUUCUAUCAAGCAUUUACUCAACAGUUGUGACUGUUUUAAGAAUGACACAAUGAUGCAUUUUCACAAGCACUGCCCAACAACUGAAAUGUAAAAUUUGGUUGAACAUUUUGCAUAGUUCUACCUUACAAUAAAGUCCAGUUCACUUUGAACAUUGGACGUUCACCUCACUGUUGUUUACAUGUUCCUCAUCAAAAUUAAUUAUUUUCACAUUGUGUUGAUAGAGGUACUGAAAACUGCACAUAGUAUAUUGCUUUUUAUUUUGUUUUUUAUUGUUCUGGUGAUUACGUCAACAAUGUUCUUCUUCAGAUCUUUCUUGUUUUUAAUAUACCUUUCUUUAAGCAAUUUUGUUUAUUUUGUAAAGAAACACAUAUCUGAAGGGAUCCAGAUAGAUUCUGACUUCUACUAGAAAACUGAUUAUUGGCAUUGUAAAGUUUUCUAUGGAUGAUUAUGAGUUGAACACAAAUUUGGGAUCAUGUCCCCUAAAAACAUAUUUAAAUCAUUAUGUACAUAUCAGUAUAUUAUUAAUCAGGAACAUAUUAUUACUGUAAAUAAAUACCUAUGACCUUUAAACAGAAAAUGCAAAAGGACCUUUUCAAUAUCAUGUAUACUGGAUUAAGAGAAUGCAAAAGCUGAUUUAUUUUACAGCAUCACUUGAUCACUUUUUGUUUCUUUUUGUUCUAUUUGUCAAAGCACAUUUCUUUUGUUUUGCCAAAAUGUAAUAUGUAAUCAUGAAUGUAGUUGAUAUUCUUUUGCAGCAUGAAUUUGCUGUAAUGUGUCAGCAAACGUAUAACAAUUUCUUGUACCAAUGAUCAGCUAAAUACAGCUUAAUGUAAACAUCUUUAUCAAACACACACACACACACACACACACACACACACACACACACACAGUACGUACAUACACACAAAGGGUCAAGCGAUAGCAAGGCUAGUGAGGCCUUUGUAUCAGCAUCGAAAGUUAAACAUCUCAGGUCAGCACAAUUCACACUACUAAGGACACUACAACCACAAACUACAACUUUAAACCCAAGAAUUGUACAUUACCUAAGGAAAAGUACUUUAGUGAGCUUGUUUCAGAUGUUUUCUCUGUAAUUUGUUUUAUCUGUUUAACACAAGUCCCUUAAUAGUGUAAACAGUACACAUAUACACUUUAUCUAGCAUUGGCAGAAUCUAAACACCUAAAUCCACCUCAGCCAUAGGAAAGUGUCAACCUACCCAAUAUAACUUAAUAACCUGAGAUAAGCUAUAUAUAUAUAUAUACACACACACACACACACACACACACACACACACACACACACACACACACACACACAGUUUAAUCUUCAGAAUAAUACUGUAUGUAGAAUGAUAUGGUGUAUUUGAGUGUGAGAGUGUGUGGUGGAUGUAUGUUGGCCAGACAGUAAUGUGUUUCCAAAGCACAACAGAAACUGGCAAGAAAGGUCUGCUUCAUAAGUUCUACACUUUGAAUAUGUGGUUGUACUUCACAGCGCGUUUUUGUUUCAUAUAUUUUUAUACUUCUAUACUCUGUGUAAAAAAAUAAAACUGCGAACACUGUUGCUUGGCAAAACCUUGUAAGUCCAAUUUUGGCAAUUUUCACAUUUAUACUAUACAGAAUGAUUACAUGUGUCUUCUGGGGAUUCUGAAAACUCAAUGACAUGUAUGCUUACAAAAUCGUUCAUGAUCCCUUGUAUAAAGUUAUAAAGUCUACAUGGUUGGACAUGGUUGAAAGUGGCUUUUGUUUUUUAAUUCCCGGAAAGUAAAGGUUUUUGGAAAUGCAAGGUUUUAAUCAGACAACAGAGUCUUCUCUGGAGAGCAAGGACAGACUGACAUCCUAUAGCCUAAAUGACAUAUCUUGGUGACAGUGUAUGUUUGCACACACUCACAGAAGAAGCCUUAGCCUCCUGCUGCCCUGGACUUCACUCCAAGGAGCAUCAAUCCUUCUUACCCUCUCAACACCCUCCACCUUGAGAAAUCCUUGUAUGUGCCACCCACGAGAACAUUCCCAGAAACCCAGAGCUGAACCCUUCUCAAAGAUAAGCCCUGUAAAAGUCAGUGUCUGUCUUUAUGGAAAACCUAUGGAAAUGAAUACAUUGUCAAUAAAUAUUGUAUACAGUUCUAAA
Dicentrarchus labrax (European seabass) is the source of this 8510-nucleotide messenger RNA. RefSeq names its product gamma-aminobutyric acid receptor subunit beta-2. Gene Ontology annotation, cellular component: synapse; neuron projection; GABA-A receptor complex. Lineage: Eukaryota; Metazoa; Chordata; Actinopteri; Moronidae. The record is from RefSeq and is a predicted model, not a curated record. The transcript is spliced from 10 exons. Gene Ontology annotation, molecular function: GABA-A receptor activity; neurotransmitter receptor activity; extracellular ligand-gated monoatomic ion channel activity. Gene Ontology annotation, biological process: regulation of membrane potential; chemical synaptic transmission; monoatomic ion transmembrane transport. Bases 2589 to 4166 code for a protein of 525 amino acids.